Messenger RNA from Lichtheimia ornata, 5640 nucleotides. RefSeq lists its product as uncharacterized. The record is from RefSeq and is a predicted model, not a curated record. The transcript is spliced from 36 exons. Gene Ontology annotation, cellular component: cytoplasm. NCBI's taxonomy places the organism in Eukaryota, Fungi, Mucoromycota, Mucoromycetes, Mucorales, Lichtheimiaceae. Bases 1 to 5640 code for a protein of 1879 amino acids. Gene Ontology annotation, molecular function: ATP binding; ATP hydrolysis activity.
AUGUCGACGAAUCAACAGCAAAAGCAAGCGAGGAGGCGUUUACGACAACUAGGCAAAGUCCUAUCCGAAGCACAAAGCGGCUGGUCCGAUUCCGAGGAAGACGAUCUCAUUCAUGAGGUCAACGUCAAAUCGGUGCGCAUCGGCGACGUUGUCAUGCCCAUUGUUCCUCCCUCCAACCCAGAACUUGUACCUGAACUCGAGGGACCAUUCUAUCAAGAAUCACAGGAAAUAUUACGACAUUUAAGAUGGAUGAUGCAAAAGGAUAAGCUUGGCCAAGAUAUCUUUUUGAUCGGUCCUCCUGGUCCUCUUCGUAGACAAUUGGUGAUGAAAUAUGCCGAGAUGACACAAAGAGAGAUUGAAUACGUAGCGUUAUCCAAAGAUGUCACCGAUGCAGAUCUCAAGCAACGUCGAGAACUUCAAAAUGGCACUUCUUUCUAUGUGGAUCAAGCUGCCGUGCGUGCUGCUAUCAAUGGUCGAAUCCUUGUAUUGGAUGGUAUUGAGAAGGCCGAACGCAACGUGCUCCCUAUCUUGAACAACCUUUUGGAGAACCGUGAGAUGGGAUUGGAUGAUGGACGUUUCCUUACGACCAAGGAUGUUGAAAAAGUGGAUGGAUACUCCAAGUUUGAUAAAGUCAGUGAUCGAUUCCUUGUCUUUGCUCUUGGUUUGCCUGUACCGCCUUAUAUUGGUUAUCCUUUGGAUCCUCCAUUGCGAUCUCGUUUUCAAUCUCGUGAUAUUCGUGCACCCAGCUUCAACACUCAAGUAAACCAGAUCAUGGCAUUGACUGACAACAAAGCGAAUCGUCAACUUGUUGAGCGUCUCGUUUCUAUCAGCUUGGUUUUGUGUAUUCAACGUGACAAGAGCGCAAGCCGCGAGAUCGAAGUACCUGAAUUCCCAAUGACAGUGGAAACCUUGUCAGCACUCUUAUCUUCAUUACCUGAUAUCCAUCCACGCUUCCUUGUUGAUCUUCUUUAUCCAUACCCCCUUCUUCCAACAUGCGAUUUGGAACAGCUUGGUGUUAUUGAAUCAGCCUAUCGACGAUUUGGUGUGCGAGGUCGUAUUGUGGAAGCUCAUGAAGAAGUGAACCAAACAUUCUCAGGAUACGAGCUUCGAAAUAUUGAUCCACAUCGUCCAACGGUGUCUGUGGAUGAGAGCGCCUAUGUUCAUCGUGCCAUUGCAACCUUUUCUCACGUGGAUAAGAUGCCCGUUGGUCUUUCUAUUGCAUGUGGGCCCAAUCCUUUCAGCCCUGCCGAAUUCUUUGUUGAAACGCCUUAUCAUCGUGACAUUUUUACAUCCAUGAUGCUGGUGCACGCUGGUGGAAACGAUAUUUGCUUGAUUGGCACACACAAGGGUGUAGGAAAAUCUGCAUUGGUUCGACACUUUGCUCGCAAUCUUGGUUAUACAAUUGAUUAUAUCCCUCUAUACCGUGACAUGUCUUCGCGUGAUCUGCUUCAGCGACGAUCCACCACACCCACUGGUGACACCGUUUGGGAUAAUUCCCUUUUAGUUGAAGCUGCUAUUCGUGGCCACUUGGCUGUGCUUGAUGACAUUGAGGCGUUAUCAUAUGGAACCUUGAACACACUUCAGCGCUUAGUCAAUGAACGAGAAACCCAGCUCCCUGAUGGAACACGUUUGAUCAGCUCUCAUCGUUAUGAAAAGUUGAUGAAAAAGAACAAGUUUACCAUUGAUGAUAUGGAUGCCAAGCGCUUGAUUCCCAUCCAUCCCUCGUUUAGAAUCAUUGCUCUUGCUCGUGCUGGUGUGAGUGGCCAAAGCGAUGCCAAGGCUGGGGCGUGGUUGACUGCCGAGAUUUUAUCCAUGUUCCAUUUUGUUGUUGUUGACAGCCUUCCAUCCGAGGAAGAACAACAAGUACUCAAGAUGCUCUCACCUGGUGUGAAUGAAGAUAAGCUAAGACAGCUGUUGAUGUUUGCCAGACGCCUACGCCGUGAUAAGGAUGAGACUAUUCGCAUGCUAUCGAGUGCCUUGUCAACACGUCAGCUUAUUCGCAUUUGCCGCCAUCUCGCCUACUUUGAUGAUGAAAACCUCUACAAGACGAUCCAUAAGGCUGCCCUUUCCCGAUUCAUGCCGACAGCUGCCAAAACAGUACUUCAUGAAGUCAUGGUUGCAAAUGGAAUUUAUCCACCAAAGGAAGAAAUCGACCUUGAACAACUUCAAAUCGAGGUGUUGCCUUCGCGUGACAACCCACAACAAAUCCGUAUUGGCAACGUGAUCGAACCUGUUUUCAAGAAUGGCGAUCCCAUGUUGAUCCCUAACGUGGUCUUCCAUGAAAAUCCCGCCCAUACUGAGAUCUUGCGAGAAAUGUUGAAGGAUUAUCAGCUUGGCGAUCAUUUGUUGCUUAUUGGUAACCAGGGUGUUGGCAAGAACAAAUUGGCCGACUACUUUUUGCAGCUCUUGCAAUUGCCUCGCGAAUACAUCCAACUUCAUCGUGAUAGUACGGUUCAGAGCUUGACCACGACUCCUGCCAUCCGCGACGGUGUUUUGGUAUUUGAAGAUUCACCUCUCGUCAAGGCUGUACAAAAUGGCACAAUUCUUGUUAUCGACGAGGCUGAUAAGGCUCCUACCUAUGUCACUGCCGUGCUAAAGAGUCUUGUGGAGGAUGGCCAAAUGGUGCUAGGAGAUGGACGACGUAUCGUAUCCAAGGAAUCUGAUGUCCAAGAAGGUGAUCGCUACGUGCUUAUCCAUCCCAACUUCCGAAUGAUUGUUUUGGCAAAUCGACCAGGCUACCCCUUCCUUGGUAAUGACUUUUAUCGUGAAAUCGGUGAUGUCUUUAGCUGCCAUGCAGUGGAUAACCCUGACAAGUCAUCUGAGAUGUAUUUAUUGCGAAAAUACGGCCCUGAUGUUCCUGAAGAGAUGUUGGAAAAGCUUUCGAGUGCCUUCACUGAUCUUCGUAAGCUAGUGGAUGAGGGUCUCAUUUCCUAUCCUUAUUCAACACGUGAGCUCGUCAAUAUUGUUCUUCACUUACAGACGUAUCCUGGAGAAGGCAUCUCUAAGAUCAUGCAGAACGUGUUCGACUUUGAUCAAUACGACCAAGCAUCCAAAGAGCUCCUGAUCGAGAUUUUCGAGAAACAUGGUAUUCCAGUGGGUUUGGAAUCAGAUUUUUCAAUGAGCCUUGGUGACAUUGUUGAACUUGGUGAACCUCUUUUGUGUGAACAAUGGAAGCGAGUGCCACAAGCAAGCAAGAAGGAUGUCAAGGUGGAAAAAUCCAGCAUGGCUGUUCGAGGUGGAUGGGACCUCGAAACAGGAAAGAAGGUGAAGCAGCUUGAACGCCGUGAAGGUCGAUCUACCGUGUUUUCCGAGCAACUCUACAACUUUACAGUCCCAACGCGGGGUGAAGCCUUGGAUGUUGCUGCACUUGAUGAUGGCUCACUUUUCAUGGUCACCACCAAUCCUGUUACCCUUCACUAUGUGGAACCUCGCCAUCAGCGUGUCGAUAGCCUUGAUCUUUAUGAAUACUUCCCACUUCAACGAGCUCCUCCUCGUUUGCGCCUUGCUGUUAUCCGCGUCAAGGGUAUGGUCAAGUAUCUCGCAUUGCAUAACCCAUCCAACAACGAGCUCCUCUGCUGCGACUUUAAUGGCAAAAAGAUCAUGUCGGUGGUGCUUCGAGGUAUGGAACCGAUCAAGUCUAUCAUGUGCAAUGAAUUGGCAGCCUUUGGUAUCCUUGUGUUCUACCAAGAGGAUCAGAGUGCUUUGGCUGUAUUAGACUUCAAUACAUCCCAGCAGUAUACCCUGAAUUUGCCCAUCCGCAUCAAACAAAUUCUUGUCGUGGAACCAAACUUUUGGCUUGCAAAGGGAAGUCGUGAUGCUGCCACCUAUGCAGUGUACUCUGAAGAUGCCUCUGCUAUCCCAACCAUCAUGGAACCAAUCCAGGCCCUCGGUCAAAAUGGCCAAUACGUGAGCGACUUGGUGAAUAUCUUUUGGAAUGAGUUUGCCCCUGGUGCCAAAUUUGCUCAAAACGUCCGCGCUGACAAGUUUGCAAGCAUGUUACAUGGUUGCUCGUUUGAGAAUUUCUUGACCAAGACUGGAACGAUUGAUGUGUAUGCAUACAUGAAGCAAGGCAACGUUGAAGAAGCACCUGCAAGAAUUAAGGGAUGUGCUUUGGCUUUGACUCGCUCCAAACAAAUGGCUGUCAUUCAACCACCUGCUGAUGGAAGACCUGAAGGCUUCUUGGAUAUUGUCAACCCUGCAAGAAAUCAAGCUUGGCGUAUCAAGAUACCCUUGGCCGAUAUGGGCAAUAUUGAGAGCGAGUAUCCCAGCUUUGCAAGAUUCCAAGUCGAACGCCAUGUUGCAUCCAUGUGCGAGCUACCAAAUGGAAACCUACUUACUAUGGAUGCCUCUGGGGUUGUGCGUGUUUGGCAAGUGGAGUCGAUGGAGCUUUACAAGGCAGCUCAGACUUGGAAACAAAUGGUUGGAGUUGACCAAAAGGCGCUUUCAGUCAUUUACGAAACCGACAAGCCUGAGAACGAAGACAUGCAAGGAAAUCAACAAGUUGUCGGUGAAGCCUCCGCUCCUGGUGAAAGUAACGGCAAAGGCCAAGGAAAUGGUCAAGGCCAAGGCCAAGGAUCAGGUCAAGGUUCUGGAGGUGGUGAAGGAUCGGGUGAUGGCACCUCAAGUGGAUCCCAAGGCGAAGGAUCAGGUGGUGGUGGAGCGAGCUCUGGAGCCAACAUGAAUGAAGGUGGACGUGAUGAAGCUACUUUUGAGGAUAUCAACAACCUUAAACUGCGUACCGCAAGCGAUCAACCCCAAGAGGUCUCAGAAGCUCAAAAGGAGAUGCAUGAACAAGCCAUGGAGAAGAUGUUGACCAAGUUGGAUAUGACGCAAGGUGAUUACACGGUCUUCCAAAAAUACAUGGACAAUGUACGUCGCGAGGUGCGUGAAUUGCGCGUCAUUCUUGAAAGCGUAGAAGCCAAAAACAAAGAACGAGUAUGGCUCAAGAAUCAAGCCUCUGGUGAUUUGGAUGAUACCAAGAUCAUUGAAGGUUUGACUGGUGAACGUGCAAUUUAUCGCAAGCGUGGUGAAGAUGACCCUGAAAUUGGUUUGUUUCAAGAAAAGCCAAAACGUAUGAACUUUGUUUUUGAUUUAUCUGCAAGCAUGUUCCGCUUCAAUACACAUGAUCGCCGUUUGGAACGCUCCUUGGAAGUAGCCCUUAUGUUGAUGGAAGCUUUCAGAGGAUUCGAGCAAAAGUUUGCCUACAGCAUCAUUGGCCACAGUGGCGAUGGUGCCAAUAUUGAGUUUGUGACUCCAGGAAAACACCCCAAAACGGAGAAGGAGGAAUUUGAGAUUAUCAACAAGAUGCGUGCUCAUUCACAAUACUGCCUAAGUGGAGACAAUACCCUUGGUGCAGUAUCACAUUCAGUUAAAGAAAUCGUCAAGGAAGAAGGUGAUGACUACUUUGUGGUGGUCAUGUCGGAUGCCAAUAUCACUCAAUACAAUAUCCACCCCAAUGAUAUCGCCAGAGUUUUGAAGUCUGAUGACCGAGUUACUGCGCAAAUGAUUUUUAUCGGUUCGUUGCAAGGCCAGGCUGAGCAAUUACAAAAGGCGCUCGGUAGCCAAGCUACUAUCUGUUCCGAAAAUAAGGAUCUUCCCAAGAUUAUGAAAGCGUUAUUCUUAGCUUCGAUGGUCAAAUAG